Molecule: messenger RNA, 2545 nt
Organism: Nyctereutes procyonoides (raccoon dog)
Lineage: Eukaryota; Metazoa; Chordata; Mammalia; Carnivora; Canidae
Gene: ATF3
Product: activating transcription factor 3
Exons: 4
Coding region: 204-749 (181 amino acids)
Biological process (GO): regulation of transcription by RNA polymerase II
Cellular component (GO): nucleus
Molecular function (GO): DNA-binding transcription factor activity, RNA polymerase II-specific; RNA polymerase II cis-regulatory region sequence-specific DNA binding
Source: RefSeq, a predicted model, not a curated record
CCACAGUCGCACGCAGCGAGGCGCGCAGUGCCCGGCGCUGUCCCGGCGCCGCCGCCCGAGCCCGAGCCCGAGCCCGAGCCGACCCGCCUGCCCGCGCGCCGGCCGUGAGUCCCGGGGCCCGCCCCGCAGACAGACAGCCCGACCCCGCCCCGACCCCGCCCGCCCUCCGGACCCUGGCCGCCCCGAGUGGAGACGGGAGCAAAAUGAUGCUUCAACACCCAGGCCAGGUCUCUGCCUCGGAAGUCAGUGCGUCGGCCAUCGUCCCCUGCCUGUCCCCUCCUGGGUCACUGGUGUUUGAGGAUUUUGCUAACCUGACACCCUUUGUCAAGGAAGAGCUGAGGUUCGCCAUCCAGAACAAGCACCUCUGUCACCGGAUGUCCUCUGCACUGGAGUCGGUCACCGUCAGCGGCAGGCCCCUUGAGAUGACAGUCACAAAAACUGAGGUAGCCCCUGAAGAAGAUGAAAGGAAAAAGAGGCGGCGGGAAAGAAAUAAGAUUGCAGCUGCCAAGUGCCGCAACAAGAAAAAGGAGAAGACAGAGUGCCUGCAGAAAGAGUCGGAGAAGCUAGAGAGUGUGAACGCCGAACUGAAGGCCCAAAUCGAGGAGCUCAAGAAUGAGAAGCAGCAUUUGAUAUACAUGCUCAAUCUUCAUCGGCCCACGUGUAUUGUCCGGGCUCAGAAUGGGCGGACUCCAGAAGAUGAGAGAAACCUUUUUAUCCAACAGAUAAAAGAAGGAACAUUGCAAAGCUAAGCAGUUGUGGUAUGGGGGCAACUGGGGAGUCCUCAUCGAAACCUACUACAUCCCAAACCCUGAAGCCAUUGGAGAUCUGACUUCCUGUGCACCUCUCGCAUCCUGGCAGUGAAGGACCAUCGAGGCGGGAGAGCCCUUGAUGACUUAGCUGGGCCUUUCCUCUCUGCACCAGAGUGGACUUUGGACCAGGGCAAGGGCAUCUUUUGUCUCAAUGCCAAGAUUUAGGCCUUAACUUACUGGCUAUUCUUGGAUGCUGUAGAUGGCCCCUGGUUAGGGUCUUGCCCAUCUUUUGCCUGGAUUCUACAGAAACCAGGACUCUCACCAUUAGGACUCAUGCUCAAGAAGUGUCUGUACCUUGGGUGGGUGGAGUGGGGCCACGUCCUGCGCCGCCACUACCACUGUCACUCCUCGGGGACAUAGAGUGAGAAUGGCAUUUAGUGAAGUUGUACAAUGGCCAGGGUUGUGCUUUCUAGCAAACAUGCUGUUAUGUACGGGAAUUACUGUGUGCAAGGCAUUUGUGUCAAAGCUAGGCAUUGUGCUCUUCUGAUGUUUGUUUUGCACAACACCGGUGUGAUUUUCCUCAGAUCUGGCUGCUGAGAGUUUGAGGGGGCUAUCACCAUAUGCAGUGUCUUACAAAACGUUGAAGUGGCCAGAAGAGCUCAUCAGCUCCGGGAGAACAGAAUUCUGCUGGCGAGCAGUGCAGUUUUGUGUCAACAGAGAAAGCUGCCUUUCCCGUGGCAUCCAGGCAUUAACGCAGAGUUCAUGGGCAUGACUGCAGGUCCUCUGUCACAAACUCAGUUAUAAUGUCACAGGAAGAAAGCAGAAAGUCCAACUUCCAAAGGGCUAGGACUCUCCACUCAGUGACUUAGGUCAGGAGUUAUUUCUAGGCCAGCAGAGCCAAAGAAUAUUCCAUUUUCCUUUUCUUGCAGUUGCAAACCACAUUCAGUGGAGACAAGUUUGAAGCCAGGUGAUGCCUAGGCUUUAGCAUUAUUGGAUGUUAAUGGCAUUGUUUGUCAGGCGGAUGUUUGUAGAAAUCUGGCCCAGAGCAUUUAUUGCUGUGAGAGGUCAUUCACACUGGCCAUAGGACUCUGGCUACUGUCUGUUUAAAUUCUGAUGUUUCUGUGAAAUCCUCAGAGUGUUUAAUCCUACUUAAUAGUGUCAUUACAAUUUUCUGUAAGAGAAUAUAUUACUUAUUUAUCCUAGUAUUCCUAACCUGUCAGUACAAUAAAUAUUGGAACCAAGACGUGGUAAACUUAAGUGUUGUACUGGUUUCUGUUCUUUUUAAAUCAGUUGCUCUUUGAAAUCUAGUCAUUCCCCAUCCCCUCCCUCUCCAUUGAUGGGGAGGGGCGUUUAGCUUAAAAAUUCUCCCAAGUGUCAUCCCUUUGCUCUUUGGGGGGCCAGCAGGUGAGAUCGUUGACUUUCAACCCUGUUCCUUAGUCUGUGGCAUUGGAUGAUGCUCAGUUUCUCAUUGACAAGCCCUGGAACACGGCGCCAACCAAGUAUAACCUUUAGGCCGUUUGGUGUCAAGAUAGAGGUUUGAUAUAAAAUCCCAAUUGCAGGGCAGCCCCGGUGGCUCAGUGGUUUGGCACUGCCUUUAGCCCAGGGUGUAAUCCUGGAGUCCUGGGAUCGAGUCCCACAUCGUGCUCCCUGCACAGAGCCUGCUUCUCCCUCUGCCUGCGUCUCUGCCUCUCUCUCUCUCUCUCUCUCUCUCUCUCUCUCUCUCUCUGUGUGUGUCUCUCAUGAAUAAAUAAAAUCUUUAAAAAAUAAAAAUAAAAUAAAAUCCCAAUUGCUAAAUA